Molecule: messenger RNA, 438 nt
Organism: Haemonchus placei
Lineage: Eukaryota; Metazoa; Nematoda; Chromadorea; Rhabditida; Trichostrongylidae
Source: the annotation of a GenBank genome assembly
GUCCUGCUUUCUUCCUACAUUUUCUUGGCUAUCUGUUCGGCUCAAAGGUUUGCCACAAUAGAAGAACUCCUCGCUCAACCGAUUCCAGAAGAAGCCAACAAGUUAACUGGCAAAGCCUUAGUGGAUUAUGUUAACAGUCGUCAGUCGUUUUUCAAGGCAAAAUAUUCUCCUGAAGCAGAACAACGUUUGGAGCACCUAAUGAGGCCAGAGUUCAUCAAAAAUGUCCGUGCGCUUUACAACGUCACGAAAGCUGAGAAACCAAUCCUUAAUGAUAUCAUUCCUGAAAGCACACAUAUGGCCGACAAACGGGCGCACAUGCUGUGAAAGUCGUUGGAUGGGGAGUUGACAGUUGGGAUGGCAAGAAGUACUGGAUCGUUGCCAACUCAUGGGGUAGCGAUUGGGGAGAAAACGGUUACUUCCGUAUCCUGCGUGGAGUGA